Messenger RNA from Ectocarpus sp. CCAP 1310/34, 1241 nucleotides. The record is from the annotation of a GenBank genome assembly. Lineage: Eukaryota; Phaeophyceae; Ectocarpales; Ectocarpaceae.
AUGCGGCGUUGGCUGUGGUUGGCUGCUGCCAUCGUCACCCAGACGAUGCCGUUCGCCCCAGGGGCGCUCGAGUUCUUGUUCGGCGCCGGGCCGGUCGCUCGGGAGGCUACCAACAUCGACGUACGUCCACCUCAGUGUGGUCGAGGAGUGUCUUCACUGCCCUCUGCUCAACCUGCAGCAGAUUCUCAGCCAGCCAAAAAGAAACGUCGGCACGCCAAAGCGAAAGACCUCGAGGCUGUCCUGAACGUGGCAUGCUGCCGUGACGUUGGGAACGUAGAACUAGAAAGGGAGUUCACUGAGGACGAGGUUGAGGCGUGUGUGGACAAGCUGAAGUGCCCCAAAGCAGUAGGAGCGGAUGGGAUAGUCAACGAGUUCAUGAAACUUGGGGGGAAGGGGAUGAUCCAGCUGAUGGUAUUGCGAUACAAUUGGGUGUGGAAAAACGAGUAUACGCCAAGUAGAUGGAGGGAAGGAGUGGUUGUGAACUUGUUUACGAAAGGAGACAAGACUGACCCAGGAAACUACAUGGGGAUCACACUGUUGAAUACAGUAGGAAAAGUGUUCUGUAAGCUGCUGAACGAUAGGAUAGUGGGAGUAUUGGACAAGGUACAUAGCUUUAGUGAGGGCCAGGCAGGUUUCCAAAAGAAGAGGGGGUGCGUUGACCACGUAUUCACGGUAGGGAGAAUCAUCCAAGAAUUGGGGAUCCAAUCCCUACGGUCGGGAAGAGACGCGAGGAAGCUGACCUGGCAGUAUCGCAUGUGCGGGAUGGGAGAGGAGAGGUUGCCGAGAAUUGUAUGGGAGGCGAAGUGGGCAAACAAAAAGAGGGGUAGACAACCCACGGAAUGGGUCAAGGUUGUAGAGGACGUAUGGAAGGGGCUCGACAUCGACGAAGAUGAAACGCUGGAAACGGAGGGUCCACAGGGGCUCAAGGAUUACCUACACGGACCAAUGGAUGCGGGAACAAAGCUUAAGGUCAAAUUCAGGACCGGGGACAUAGGCCUUCGAGAACGUCGACGAAGACAUAGGACGGUAGACGACGAAGACGACGGGUUCAAAUGUGAUUGCGGCUUCGAAUGCGAAGACCGUGAUCAUGUUGUCGCGGAAUGUCCGUUGUACAAGGAGAGGGAAGUGUACGUGGCUGAACUGGGCAAAAUUGAUAGGGCGUACAGGGAGAUGUUUGAGGCAUGGAAUAGAGAGGAAAGGACGGUAGCUGUACUGGGGCAUAGGAGGUGGGUUGAAAAGGC